Messenger RNA from Vespa mandarinia (Asian giant hornet), 4377 nucleotides. RefSeq lists its product as uncharacterized. The record is from RefSeq and is a predicted model, not a curated record. NCBI's taxonomy places the organism in Eukaryota, Metazoa, Arthropoda, Insecta, Hymenoptera, Vespidae.
CGCAGUCUCCGGAAAAAUAAUAAACAAAAGGAGCGAUGGAUCUUUUCCUUCGUUGCUGGCUGAUAAUUUGUCGUCCUGUGUGCGCGCCUGUUAAGUGUUUUUUUUACGCAUGAAACAACACUACAGGACACAAAAUGACGGAAGGCAGUGCUACAAGAAUGAAGAGAAAUGGGGCUAGGAUCUUCAAAAAUCCUCCGCAGCCUCACAUGUGUAUACGAGAUUUUAUACAGUUAUGUGUGUUAAACUUUGCUGAGAACAUGAGAUGUCUUCUCUUGAGUUGCCAACGUGCUUUUAUAAGACACACUUCCAAAGAAUAGAGUAUUCUCGAGCAACAACACUCUUUGCUCCAAAAUGGAAUAAUUCUAAUAUUCAACAAAUAAUAAAUGUUAAAACAUCGAACGAGGCAGUGAAUAGAGGGAACAACAGGACCUUGUUAUGUUAAUGUACUAUCCUGGGAUAGAAUCGCAAUGCCAUGUAGACCUUCCCAACCUGUGCCACUUUGGGGAGGUAUGAGAAUACCAUCUCCACGUACAAAAGCAGAAGCUGUGGUUUUUGCUGUAAUGGCUAAUCCAGAGGUGCUACGUAUUAACGGGAAGAAUGCAGAAGAUCCAGAAAAACGUUCGUCCCUAAUAGAACUCAUGCUGGAUUUCGUAGAGGCAAUGAACGUAGGGUUAAUAUUUUUGAGGCGGUACACGAUUUUAAAAGAUCGUGAUAUAACCGGUGAAUUGAAGGAGGUAUGGAAUGCGGUUCAGGCUCGGCGGGACCGAGAACAACCACCUCCUCAACAAGAGACUUGGAUUGACGCACAACCACCUGUACCACAGUAUCCUCAAUAUCAAGAUCAACAACAGCAAACCCAAAAGCAACAACAAGAUUAUACUUCACAGCAGCAACAACCACCACAAUAUCAUUCUAGUAUUGCCUAUGGUAGAGCAAUAAGCAGCGAUAAUAUGCAUUACGAUGGUUAUGGUUAUCAAUCGCAAAAGUCUGUCAUUCCACCGAACGAUCAGAUGUACCAAUCGAGCCAAAUAGUAUCCCAACAAUAUGGUAACGUAACGCGAAUAGCGCAAGAUCGUUACAAUUAUAGAGAACGUGGCAGAGACACUCUCGUACAGAAUAUCCCACAACAGAGUUGUCCAGCUUAUCCAGCGCCACAGUAUCAAUUUCAACAAUUACCCAGGCAAAUGAUGCCACAGUACGUAAACUCUAAUGUACAUCCAAACACUAAUUUAGGAUAUGGUCCACCAACGAAUACCAGUGUCAAUCCAAAUAUGCCAGCUGCGUUUCAAUCGUAUAUAACUAAUCCGAUGUAUCAACAACGAAUGGACAAUACGAUACACGUCGAUAUUCGUAGAAUGCAACAGCAACAACAACAACAACAGCAACAACAACAACAAAUACACAUAAAUCAUGCGCAACAAGUGCCUCAAUAUGAACCAGCCGGAGAUUGGCAGACCGUCAACGUAUUAAGACUGGGUAGACCGCACAUGGGCGUUAUUCAAAAGAACACCGUAAGUAAGAGACAAGUGAAUUCACCAACUCACAGCAAACAGGCCUCCUGUACGAAUUGCCAUAACAAAUCUACGACUGAGAACGUUACGAAACCGAAGAGUCCGGUUAAGGUAUUACAACGGGAAUUGUCUUCGUCAGGAGAUCGACAGGAUAAUACGAAUUAUUACGUGAUAACGGAUAAUAGUAAAACAAUGAGAAGGGAAAAGGUAUACACCGAGGAAAUAAGAAACUUGCGACCGACGAACGACGUUACCACUGAAGGAAAGAAAUUUAACGAAUGUUCUUCGAGCAUCGAAUCAAACGAUACGUCCAAAAAAUCUAACGACAGUUAUACCUCUUUAUCAACAUCGAAUACACGAAAAACAAUUAAUUCCAACGAGAACAAUCAGGAUAAUGGGAAACAACAACAGGAUACUAAGGACUUUGAUCUACCAACUGUUAGUCAAAUGAUAGCCGAUCAAAAUUUUAGUUCAAGAUGUCGAAUAAUAGUUGGAAGAAUUAAGCAUAAGGAUAAUAACGUUGAUAACAAUAGAACGAUAUGGCCUCGUUUUGCCUCCGAUCAAAAGAAUGAUAGUCCUAAACGAUCGCAAACAAAUGUUAACAGUAUCAUUAAUCCAGGCAUGUCGAAUAACGAGGAAACAUCUUCAAUUAAGAAAAAGACUACCAAUGGUCAACAGCCGAAGGUCAAAAAUGCCAAAGCAUAUUGUGAAAAUGAUGAUAUACAACAGGGAUAUACGAUAUUAAAAAAAACCGAGACAAUUGUUCAAGAUGAUGUUAUUAACGAUAUUGCUCAAAUAUCUAUUCAAGACUGUAAAGACGGCACCGAGGUUAUCAGUCCUGUGCUAUCGUGAUAGCCUAGUUUUACAGCUAAUACGGAGUAUUAGCUUUGCAGCUUAUUACCAGCGAAUAAUAUAUAAUUAAAUAUGUACAUAAAUAGAAUAUUAUUCGAUGAUAUAUGAGAAAGAGAGAGAGAGAAGGGGGGAGAGAGAGAGAGAGAGAAAGAGAAAGAAAGAGAGAAAGGAAAAAUGGAGCAAAGCGAUAUUGAAACAAAAAAAAACGAGCGCUAUAAUAUUAUAAUAAUUAUAAAACUAAUAUUAAUAUUAAUUAUAAUGAUGAUAAUAAUAAUAAUAAUAGUAAUAAUAAUAGUAAUGGAGAGAGGGGCUCGAAGAUUUUUGCUUUUGCGUUACGAAGAUAAGGAAAAGAUUAAGAAAAUAAAAAAAAAAAAAAAAAAAGAAUAGAGAAAAAAUGAACAAAAAAAAGAAAGAAAGAAUAAAUAAAUAAAAAAUAAGGAACAAAAAAAAAAAAGAAAAAAGAGAAAAAGAACAAACAAACAAACAAACAAGGAAAUAGACGACCGAAGACCCCAAUGAGAGUUUUAAUAACCAUCGAUCUUUGAUCGUUGAUCCGACGAAUCCACUCGUCUUCCUCUCUAUUAUUUAAAAUAGAAUCCACGUGAUACUUCGGCCGAUAAAACGUGUACUUUCGCUUGAAAUUAUAUUAGAAAAUGAAAAGAAAAGAAAAGAGUAAUAUCGAAGGAAAUGAGAUUUUGAUUCUCAAUCAUCCUUGCCAUUUUACUUACCCCCACUCCCUAUCUAUCCAACCAAUCAACCAACCAACCAACCAACCAACCAACCAACCAUUCACCCACUUACCCAUCCCUCCCUCCUCCUAUCUUCGUUUCAAUUAUUUUUUAAUGUACAUCCCCCGAGGACACUUCUCUCGAAAGGCCUGAUGUGCUCAUCACGAUUAUAAGGAAGUAAUAUAUGAGAAAAAAAUUGUAAAAAAAAAAAGAAAAAAAAAAGAAAAAAAAUAAAAAAGAAAAAAAAAAGAGAAAAAAAAUAGAAAAAAAAGGAAAAAUAAAAAAAGAAGAGGAAAAAAGAAGAAAAAACACACAUACACUCGCUCAUACAUAACAUAAGAGAUUUAAAGGUCAAUUACAUUACUACCAAGUCAACGUGAUUUGAAAAGAUAGAAAGGAAGGAAGGAAGGAAAAAUAAAGAGAGAAAGUUUGUCAAAAGGAAUAAUAAUGAUAUUGGACGAUGUCAAAUAUAUACUAUAUCUCAUUGCUGCCAUAUUCUUAUACUAUGUCAACGGAAUAAUCAAUUAACUUCGUGUAUCGUGAUUGUAAUUUAACGAGAAAUUGAAAAAUUCUAUCAUGAUUUAUUGGCAAGAAAAUGAAGAUAAGGAAGAAGAAGAAAAUAAAACAACAAGAAUUUUGUAAUGUUUAAGUGAAAAAUAAGUAAAAAUAUGAAUAGAAAGAAGAUUUAUUAUAUUUACAGUAAACCAUAUCGAACGUACACGUGUAACAAAUACAAAAAAAAGAAACACAUACACACAUACAUAGAUAGAGUAAUUCAUUGACAACUGGAAUUAGACUGUAAUUUUUUUCUUUAUUUUAUAAGUAGCGAUUAAACAAAAAAAGAAAAAAAAGAGGGGGGAACGACAUAAAAUGUAUGUGUGCAUUCAAUUUGUAAAUCAAUUUGUUUAUAUUUAAUGAUAAAAAAAAAUAUAUAUAUAUUGUUAUUACAAUUCUAGCUGUCGGAAUUACUCGGUAUAAAAAUAUUUUGAUCUAUCGAUUUAGAAAUGAUCAAAGGCUAUACAUAUAUACACACACACACACACAUACAUAUACAUCUUUCAGUAUAAUUACUGUUGGUGCUUCAAUUAUAGUGUAAAAGAAAAACAUUGAGAUCUCAACACUGAUGAAUAAUUAUAAACAUAUAAAACGUAAAGUAAUACACAAGUAUAAUAAGUAAUUAGCGGCGUCUGGUGUGCUAGGAAGGACCAAUCAGCGCGCAAAAAUGAUAAAUCAAAGGAAAUAACGGGAGGAAAAAUAAAUAAAUGAAAUAAAAUAAAAUAAAAAAA